CAAAAUAAUUCUUUAUUUUAAUAAUUAUUAUUGAACAAAAAGAGUAUGGAUUUUAGCGAGUGUACAUAAGUUCCCAUGGAUACCUGUGCAUCAUCACAAAUCUCAAUACAAGCUACAAACCCCACUUUGUGUUCUCUCUACUCUUUCCAUCUCAUCUUUUCUCAUUUGCCGGCCACCGACACAUCAUCUUUCCGGCGAAUUUCUCAUCUAUUGCCGCAGAACCGCCGCCCCACUACCAUUUCGCUUAUAUUUCCAUCUCUCCGGUUGAAACCAGAAUCGACUUCUUUCAAAUUCUCUUUGUCGGUAGAUUCUAAAAUCUGGUUGAGGAUUGUAGAAAAUUUCAAUGCGCUUGUGAAAUAAACGCUGUUUUUUUUUUUCUGUAUAAUUUUGUCCAUAAAUGGUUUCCUGAAAACCUAGUAAUUAUGUGCAAUUAGAUGAGAGAAAAAGCGGUGCAUUUUGCAGAGAAUUAAUAUCACCGAAAAACUUGCAAAACUUGCUUAUUUCAUGGUAGACAAGUCUGCCAUUAAAUUGUAGUUGGAUCCGCCAUAAUUGCGUUCCCUACAAAAUUCGGAUCUCGAUAUUACAUCUUAUUCAUAUCGUUCCGGCGGCGACAAUUUAGCGGUUAUCUUCAUCAAUCCAGAUCCUUCUUUUGGUACUAAAAUAAUCACUGUUUGAGUUGUGGAUGUAUGAGAGAGAUGUGCAAGGUAGACGAUAGAGAUAAGAUGAAGCAGAAGAAGAGAUUUUCAAUCGGAACAAUGGGGUUGAAGAGCUUAGGAGUUUGUAGAGUUGAAAAGUUAAAAAGUUCAAUGGUGAAUGCUAGGUCUCCGAGAAUGAAGCUGUGGUUAAUUAGGGCAACGACGACUGUGUUGUUGUGGACAUGCUUCGUUCAGCUUACAGCAUUAGGGGGUACAUGGGGACCUAGGGUUUUGAAAGGUUGGCCUUCUUGCUUUACUCAAGAUUCACAUUCUGCUUCUGCUUUAGAUCUAAAGUUGUUGCCCACUGUUCCACCCAGAGUCCUUCCACCCAAGAGGGUCUACAAGAACAAUGGUUACUUAGUGGUUUCAUGUAACGGAGGACUCAAUCAAAUGCGUUCUGCUAUUUGCGACAUGGUUGCAAUUGCUAGAUAUUUAAAUGUUACACUUAUAGUCCCCGAGCUUGAUAAAACUUCUUUCUGGUCUGAUCCAAGUGAGUUUGAGGACAUUUUUGAUGUUGAUCAUUUCAUCACAUCAUUAAGAGAUGAAGUACGAAUUCUUAAACAGCUUCCACCAAGGCUUAAAAAGAGGGUCGAAUUGGGAAUUGUGCACACCAUGCCUCCUGUUAGCUGGUCUGAUAUUUCCUACUACCAUAACCAGAUUCUUCCAUUGAUUCAAAAAUACAAAGUUGUGCAUUUGAAUAGAACAGAUGCUCGUUUAGCCAACAACAAUCAACCCUUAGAGCUCCAAAAGCUGAGGUGUCGAGUAAACUUUGGUGCUUUAAGAUUCACAACUCAGAUAGAAGAAUUGGGAAAACGUGUAGUCAAUCUUUUGAGAAAAAACGGACCUUUUUUAGUGCUUCAUUUGAGAUACGAAAUGGACAUGUUGGCUUUCUCUGGGUGUACACAAGGAUGCAAUAAUGAAGAGAUAGAAGAGUUAACACGAAUGAGAUAUGCAUACCCAUGGUGGAAAGAAAAGAUUAUAAAUUCUGAUUUAAAAAGAAAAGACGGGUUAUGCCCUUUGACACCUGAAGAAACUGCUCUUACACUUAGGGCACUUGAUAUUGAUCGUGAUAUCCAGAUUUACAUAGCUGCUGGUGAAAUAUAUGGAGGGAAAAGAAGAAUGGAUAGUCUUCAAGAUGCAUUCCCAAAACUGGUGAGAAAGGAGACACUUUUAGGGGCAGAUGAUCUUCAGUAUUUUCAGAAUCAUUCUUCUCAAAUGGCAGCAUUGGAUUAUCUUGUGGCACUUGAGAGUGAUAUUUUUGUGCCUACUUAUGAUGGAAACAUGGCUAAAGUUGUGGAAGGGCAUCGAAGAUUUUUGGGAUUCAAGAAGACAAUUCUAUUGGAUAGAAGACUUUUGGUGGAUUUAAUAGACAAAUACACAAAUGGGCUUUUAAAUUGGGAUGAAUUCUCCAUUUCUGUGAAACAAGUGCAUCAAGAACGAAUGGGAAAUCCCACAAGAAGAUUGGUUAUUUCAGAUAAACCAAAGGAAGAAGAUUACUUUUAUGCAAAUCCAGAAGAGUGUUUGCAUUUGCACACAUCAGAAUCAGAUGAUGAAACGCUCAGCAUCCUAUGACAAGGCUUU
This is a messenger RNA of Lactuca saligna, 2276 nucleotides long. Lineage: Eukaryota; Viridiplantae; Streptophyta; Magnoliopsida; Asterales; Asteraceae. The record is from the annotation of a GenBank genome assembly.